Molecule: messenger RNA, 13681 nt
Organism: Striga asiatica
Lineage: Eukaryota; Viridiplantae; Streptophyta; Magnoliopsida; Lamiales; Orobanchaceae
Source: the annotation of a GenBank genome assembly
GUGAAAGUGUGAACACGAGACAGAAAUUGAACGAUGGUAUUAUGAUUUUCCCAUCAUGAGAAACCAAUCGCUGGUGGAGUAAUUAUAAACAUGGCCACUCUUGUAACGGAGCAGGAGCAUUUCCCGAGGAGGAAAAAUCUCGAGCAAUCCCUGUGUUUGGUUUGCUCGAUCACUUAAUCGAAAACCUUCUUUGUUUCUUCUCCUAGCUCUUCAGUUAUUCCCGUCCAAAACCCUAGAUUCCCAAUCAACCCUAAUCCGUAACGUUCCUGUAAAAUAUUAUAAAUCCAAACUCGUGCACCACCUUAUUUACAUUUCCCCUUCCCUGAUUUGAUGUUUUAUCUCUUCCGUUAUAAUCUUGCUCGUCUGUUCCGCAACAAACCGUUUAUUGUCAAUAACUCCAGUUUUUUACUGUAUCACUGAGGUUUCAGGGUUCAGUUCAGUAAAAUAAGCGACCAUGAGCCCCAUUCAGAAUUUCGAGCAACACUCUCGGCACUUGAUCGAACCAGAUAUCUCAAUUCAAACUAGACUGCAAAUGGCUAUGGAGGUACGGGACAGUUUGGAGAUAUGCCACACGGGAGAGUAUUUGAACUUCUUGAAGUGUUAUUUUCGUGCAUUUUCAGCUAUUUUACAUCACAUUACCAAGCCCCAGUUUGCUGAUAAUCCCGAGCACAAGCUGCGCAAUAUUAUAAUUGAAAUUCUUAACCGCCUACCACACAGUGAAGUUCUUAGGCCCUUCGUCCAGGAGCUUCUCAAAGUAGCGAUGCACGUACUCACUACAGACAAUGAGGAAAACGGACUAAUCUGCAUCAGGAUUAUUUUUGACUUGCUGAGGAACUUCAGGCCUAGUUUAGAGACUGAAGUCCAGCCAUUUCUGGAUUUUGUCUGCAAAAUUUACCAGAAUUUUAGGGCAACUGCUAGUUACUUCUUUGAGAGUGGGGCCAUGAUGGCACCACCACCAGCCCUACCGUCCACCUCUGGCUCCAUUGGAUCAUCAUUGAGUGGUGAUGAUGUGAAGCCUACUGAAGUUUCUGAUCAAGUGGGUCCAUCGGGUAGCUAUGCCGGGCCUACUGGACAGCUCAAUCCAAGUACAAGGUCAUUUAAAGUUGUUACAGAGAGUCCGCUCGUUGUUAUGUUUCUAUUUCAAUUGUAUGGGCGUCUCGUUCAGACUAAUAUCCCACACCUAUUGCCAUUGAUGGUGGCGGCAAUCUCAGUCCCAGGUCCAGAGAAGGUCCCACCCCAUCUAAAGGCUCAUUUCAUUGAGCUGAAGGGUGCACAAGUUAAGACUGUUUCUUUCUUAACUUACCUGCUGAAGAGCUUUACUGAUUACAUAAAACAACAUGAGGAAAGCAUAUGUAAAAGCAUUGUGAAUCUACUUGUCACGUGCUCUGACUCGGUUUCAAUUCGGAAGGAACUAUUGGUAGCUCUGAAGCAUGUUCUUGGCACGGACUUCAAACGUGGUUUAUUUCCAUUGAUUGAUACACUUUUGGAUGAGAGGGUCCUUGUUGGCACUGGUCGUGCAUGCUUUGAGACAUUGAGGCCAUUGGCCUACAGUCUUCUGGCAGAGAUAGUCCACCAUGUCAGAGGAGAUCUUUCUUUGUCUCAGUUGUCACGAAUUAUUUACCUGUUCUCAAGCAAUAUGCAUGACGCCUCAUUGUCCUUGAGCAUUCACACUACUUGUGCGCGUUUGAUGUUGAAUCUGGUGGAGCCAAUAUUUGAGAAAGGAGUAGAUCAGGUGUCAAUGGAUGAAGCAAGGAUUUUGCUGGGUCGUAUAUUGGAUGCUUUUGUUGGGAAGUUUAACACUUUCAAGCGCACUAUUCCUCAGCUGUUGGAAGAGGGUGAGGAGGGGAAGAGUCGGUCUACAUUGAGGUCAAAACUUGAAGUUCCAGUACAGGCAGUUCUUAACUUGCCAAUAUCUGUUGAGCAUUCCAAGGAAGUCAAUGAUUGCAAGCAUCUGAUAAAGACAUUAGUGUUGGGAAUGAAGACAAUUAUAUGGAGCAUAACACAUGCACACAUACCGCGGUCACAGGUUUCACCUUCCACGCAUGGGAACCCUCAGCAGGUGCUUGCAUCGACAUCAACAGGUUCUUCCAUACCACAACCUUUUAAAGGGAUGAGAGAAGAUGAGGUUUGCAGAGCCUCGGGUGUUUUAAAGAGUGGUGUACAUUGCUUAGCAUUGUUUAAGGAGAAAGAUGAAGAGAGAGAAAUGAUCCAUCUAUUUUCCAAUAUUUUGGCCAUCAUGGAGCCAAGGGACUUAAUGGACAUGUUCUCGUUGUGCAUGCCAGAGCUAUUUGAGUGCAUGAUUUUGAACAGCCAGCUCGUUCACAUCUUUUCUGCUCUUCUGCAUGCGCCCAAAGUUUUUCGUCCUUUUGCCGAUGUGCUGGUUAAUUUUCUUGUGAGCAGCAAACUUGACGUUCUUAAGCAUCCUGAUUCUCCAGCUGCAAAACUUGUUUUGCAUCUCUUCCGCUUUCUAUUCAGUGCAGUUGCAAAGGCUCCAUCAGAUUGUGAGCGCAUACUUCAACCACAUGUUCCUGUAAUCAUGGAAACAUGCAUGAAAACUGCGACAGAGGUUGAGAGACCAAUUGCUUAUUUGCAACUUCUUCGGACAAUGUUCCGUGCACUUGCAGGAGGUAAAUUUGAGCUUUUGCUUCGUGACCUGAUUCCUACGCUGCAACCAUGUUUAAAUAUGUUGUUGGCUAUGCUUGAGGGGCCUACUGUUGAAGAUAUGCGAGAGCUUUUGUUGGAGCUCUGUUUAACUUUGCCUGCACGGUUAAGCUCUCUGUUGCCUCAUCUUCCUCGUCUAAUGAAGCCUCUUGUUAUGUGCCUCAAGGGAACUGAUGACCUCAUUAAUCUUGGUUUAAGAACACUUGAAUUUUGGAUUGAUAGCUUGAACCCUGACUUUCUGGAACCAAGUAUGGCAAACGUGAUGUCUGAGGUGAUUUUGGCAUUAUGGUCUCAUUUAAGACCUGCACCUUAUCCUUGGGGCGGAAAGUCAUUGCAACUUCUUGGGAAAUUAGGUGGUCGUAAUAGGCGUUUCCUUAAGGAUCCUCUAGCUCUUGAAUGCAAGGAAAAUCCGGAGCAUGGCCUUAGAUUGAUUCUUACCUUUGAGCCAUCUACCCCGUUUUUGGUUCCAUUAGAUCGCUGUAUUAAUCUUGCUGUAGCUGCUGUCAUACAGAAGAAUAGUUGCGUGGAUAUCUUCUAUCGGAAGCAAGCUCUUAAAUUUCUUCGUGUAUGCUUGUCAUCUCAGCUAAACUUGCCUGGGCUUGUUAAUGAUGAAGGAUCAACAUAUAGGCAUCUGUCAACUUGUCUAGGUUCUUCAGUUGAUCCAUCCUGGAGAAGGUCUGAUACGUCUGAUCUAAAGGCUGACUUAGGUGUCAAGACAAAGACUCAACUUAUGGCUGAGAAAUCCGUGUUUAAGAUUCUGUUGAUGACAAUAAUUGCUGCAAGUGCAGAAUCUGAGUUAAAUGAACCCAAAGAUGAAUAUGUGGGCCAUGUAUGUCGCCACUUCGCUAUUAUUUUUCAUGUUGAGAGUCCAGCUGUGCAGGGCUCUAUUUCCUCCGCAUCAGUAGGUGGCCCCAUGCAUUCGUCAAACAUUACUGUGACUUCAAGGUUGAGGCUUAAUACUUCUUUGAAAGAGUUGGAUCCAUUGAUCUUUUUGGACGCGUUGGUAGAAGUACUGGCAGAUGAAAAUAGACUGCACGCCAAAGCUUCGUUGAGUGCAUUGAAUAUGUUUGCUGAGACACUUUUGUUCCUUGCUAACUCCAAGUACUCUGAUGUUAUGAUAUCAAGAGGAGGUCCUAGCACUCCUAUGAUUGUGUCAAGCCCCUCAAUGAGCCCUGUAUAUUCACCUCCUCCAAGUGUUCGGGUUCCUUGUUUUGAACAACUUUUGCCCCGACUUCUACAUUGCUGUUAUGGAUGUACCUGGCAAGCACAGAUGGGAGGUGUUAUGGGGCUUGGUGCAUUGGUUGGAAAGGUCACUGUUGAAGUUUUAUGUCUCUUUCAAGUACGCAUAGUUCGGGGUCUGGUCUAUGUUCUUAAAAGACUCCCUGCAUAUGCAACUAAAGAACAGGAAGAGACAAGUCAAGUGCUUACUCAAGUUCUACGAGUGGUGAAUAACGUUGAUGAAGCAAACAGCGAAGCUCGUCGGCAGAGUUUUCAAGGCGUUGUUGAAUUUUUGGCUUCAGAAUUAUUUAAUCCUAACUCUUCUAUAAAUGUGAGAAAGGUUGUGCAGUCUUCUUUAGCACUUUUGGCAAGUAGGACUGGGAGUGAGGUUUCUGAAUUACUUGAACCUUUGCACCUGCCUUUGCUGCAGCCUCUUAUCAUACGGCCACUGCGUUCUAAGACUGUGGAUCAACAGGUUGGCACUGUUACUUCUCUGAAUUUCUGCCUCGCUCUCAGGCCUCCGCUUCUUAAGUUAACACCAGAACUCAUUAAUUUUUUGCAAGAAGCUUUGCAAAUAGCUGAGGCCGAUGAAUCAGUGUGGGUUGUGAAAUUUAUGAAUCCAAAAGCGGCCGCAUCUCUGAACAAACUCAGAACUGCUUGCAUUGAACUCUUGUGCACUGCCAUGGCAUGGGCAGACUUUAAAACUCAAAAUCACUCCGACUUGCGAGCAAAAAUAAUUUCCAUGUUCUUCAAGUCUUUGACAAGCAGAAGUCUUGAAAUUGUAGCUGUUGCCAAGGAAGGGCUACGCCAGGUUAUUUUACAACAAAGGAUGCCAAAAGAACUUCUACAGAACAGCUUGAGGCCUAUAUUAGUUAAUUUGGCACACACCAAAAAUCUCAGCAUGCCUCUUUUGCAAGGUCUUGCUCGCCUGCUUGAACUUCUAUCCAAUUGGUUCAAUGUUACCUUAGGUGGUAAGUUGUUGGAGCAUCUCAAGAAAUGGCUGGAGCCAGACAAACUUGCGCUGUGCCAGAAGUCUUGGAAGGCUGGUGAAGAACCCAAAAUAGCUGCUGCUAUUAUCGAGCUCUUCCACCUGCUUCCUUCUGCGGCUGGGAAGUUUCUUGAUGAUCUUGUAACUUUAACUAUUGAUUUGGAAGCUGCUCUUCCACCUGGUCAAUUUUAUAGUGAGAUCAACAGUCCAUAUCGCUUGCCGCUCACUAAGUUUCUAAAUCGAUAUCCUACAGCUGCUGUUGAUUAUUUUCUUACUCGAUUAUGUCAACCUAAGUAUUUCAGGAGGUUUAUGUAUAUAAUACGAUCAGAUGCUGGUCAACCGUUGAGAGAGGAACUUGCAAAGUCCCCAGAAAAGAUAAUAGCUAGUGCAUUUCCAGAUUUUUUGCAAAAAUCUGAGGUGUUUCAGGGAACUUCCACCGCACCACUGGCUUCUUUGAUUGGUGAUGAAAAUCUUGUUACACCAAAAUCUGAAGAAUCAGCUCAAUUAGUUACCACCUCUGGUGCAACAUCAGAUGCUUACUUUCAGGGUCUUGCUCUGGUUAAAACCCUCGUUAAGUUGAUGCCAUGCUGGUUGCAAAGCAACCGUGUUGUGUUUGAUACGUUGGUGCUGUUGUGGAAGUCCCCAGCUCGAAUAUCCCGUUUACAAAAUGAGCAGGAAUUGAACUUAAUGCAGGUAAAAGAAAGCAAGUGGUUAGUAAAGUGUUUCCUGAACUACUUGCGUCAUGACAAAAUGGAGGUUAAUGUAUUGUUUGAUAUUCUCGCCAUAUUCCUGUACCGGACUCGCAUAGACUUUACUUUCUUAAAGGAGUUCUACAUCAUUGAGGUUGCUGAGGGUUAUCCACCCAACUUGAAGAAAACACUGUUGCUUCAUUUUCUGAACCUUUUUCAAUUGAAACAAUUAAGCCAUGAGCAUAUGGUUAUUGUAAUGCAAAUGCUCAUUCUUCCGAUGUUAGCUCAUGCUUUGCAAAAUGGUCAAACUUGGGAAGUCAUUGAUGCAGCCACAAUCAAGACUAUAGUUGACAAAUUACUUGAUCCCCCGGAAGAGAUAUCUGCGGAUUAUGAUGAGCCCCUGAGGAUUGAGCUUCUGCAGCUUGCCACUCUGCUUCUCAAACAUCUUCAGAAUGACCUUGUUCAUCAUCGGAAGGAACUUAUUAAAUUUGGUUGGAAUCAUCUAAAGCGUGAAGAUAGUGCUAGUAAGCAGUGGGCAUUUGUGAAUGUCUGCCACUUUUUGGAGGCGUACCAAGCUCCAGAGAAAAUUAUAUUACAGGUGUUUGUUGCACUCCUGAGGACUUGCCAGCCAGAGAAUAAAAUGUUGGUGAAACAAGCCCUUGACAUACUCAUGCCGGCACUGCCACGAAGAUUGCCCCUUGGUGAUUCACGGAUGCCUAUAUGGAUACGUUACACUAAGAAAAUUUUAGUCGAAGAAGGUCACUCCAUCCCCAAUCUUAUUCAUAUUUUCCAGCUAAUUGUCCGGCAUUCAGAUCUAUUUUACAGCUGUAGGGCACAAUUUGUCCCUCAAAUGGUAAAUUCUCUUAGUCGCCUUGGGCUGCCGUAUAACACUACACCAGAAAAUAGGCGCCUUGCUAUUGAACUUGCUGGAUUGGUUGUUAACUGGGAAAAACAAAGGCAAAGUGACCUGAAAAAAGGUGCAAAUAGUGAUGGUACCUGUCAGGGUACUGAUGGAUCAAAUUUUACUUCUGCUGGAGUGGAUCCUAAGCUUUCUGUUGAUGGAUCUUCAUUUUCUGAUGAUCCAACAAAGAGAAUGAAGGUUGAACCUGGUUUGCAAUCUUUGUGUGUCAUGUCCCCUGGAGGUGCCUCUUCAAUUUCUAGCAUUGAAACUCCUGGAUCUGCUGGACCACCUGAUGAGGAGUUCAAGCCUAAUGCUGCUAUGGAAGAAAUGAUCAUUAAUUUUCUUAUAAGAGUUGCCCUAGUUAUAGAACCUAAAGAUAAGGAGGCAAGUCUCAUGUACAAGCAAGCUCUGGAACUUCUAUCGCAAGCUUUGGAAGUGUGGUCCAGUGCUAAUGUCAAAUUCAAUUAUUUGGAGAAGCUUCUAAGCAGUACUCCAUCAUCUCAAUCGAAGGACCCAUCUACUGCUCUAUCCCAGGGUUUAGAUGUAAUGAAUAAGGUUUUGGAAAAGCAACCACAUUUGUUUGUAAGAAAUAAUAUCACCCAGAUAUCCCAGAUUCUGGAACCAUGCUUCAAGUUCAAAAUGCUUGAUGCUGGAAAUUCAUUAUGCUCCCUGUUGAAAAUGGUUUCUACUGCAUUUCCUCCUGAAGCAGUGAACACGCCGCAAGAGGUUAAGAUGUUGUAUCAGAAAGUGGAGGAGCUAGUACAAAAACACCUUGCUGUGGUGGCAGGACCUCAAGCACCCGGAGAAGAUAAUUCUUCUAGCAUGAUUAGUUUUGUGCUUUACGUCAUUAAAUCUUUGGCGGAGGUACAUAAAAACCUCAUUGAACCAUUUAAUCUGGUUCGUGUCCUCCAGCGCCUUGCACGAGAUAUGGGAUUAUCUAGCAGCACUACUGCAAGACAACUGCAUUCUGAGAAUAGGUCCAUUCUCCUACUGCUCAGGAAUGAAUGGUGCCUUCCUCCUUCUUACACGUUCAUGCUUUCCUUAAAUUUUGGCUGCAUUCAUUGUUAUUCAUACACCAAGGUUUCUUGUUUGCCCAUCCAGAUCCAGAGAUCAGACCCAGACUCUGCAGUCACUUCCUCUCGUCAGGCUGCUGAUUUUGGGGUUGUCAUUGCCAAUUUAAAAUCAGUGUUGAAACUUAUCACGGGAAGAGUGAUGAUCAUACCUGAUUGCAAAAGAUCUGUGAUUCAAGUUCUGAAUUCCUUGUUAUCUGAAAAGGGUACUGAUCCUUCUGUGCUGCUUUGCAUUCUUGAUUUAAUCAAGGGUUGGGUAGAAGACGAUUUUGGUAAACCUGGAACACCUGUUGCACCUAGUACUGUUAUCACUUUGAAGGAAGUGGUUUCAUUUCUCCAGAAGCUUUCACAAGUGGAUAAGCAGAACUUUUCUCUUAGCACUGCAGAAGAAUGGGACCAGAAGUAUCUUGAGCUUCUUUAUGGACUUUGUGCCGACACAAAUAAGUACCCUCUUUCUCUACGUCAAGAAGUGUUUCUGAAAGUGGAGAGACAUUAUUUACUGGGCUUACGUGCAAAAGAUCCUGAAAUGAGGAGGAAGUUUUUUUCUCUUUAUCACGAGUCUCUUGGAAAAACAUUGUUUACUAGGCUGCAGUAUAUUAUUCAAACUCAGGAUUGGGAGGCUUUAAGUGAUGUCUUUUGGCUAAAGCAAGGGCUUGAUCUCCUUUUGGCUAUAUUAGUUGAGGACAAACCCAUAACACUGGCUCCAAACUCUGCAAAGAUCUCAUCGGUUUUGGUGUCAAAUGCAAUUCCUGAUAGUACAGGAGCGCAGCCAAUGGCUGCUGAUGUUCCGGAAGGCUCAGAGGAAGCUCCUUUAACACUUGAUACCCUUGUCUUUAAACAUGCCCAUUUUCUUAAUGAAAUGAGCAAACUUAAGGUUGCUGAUCUUAUUAUCCCACUAAGAGAGCUUGCCCAUACAGAUGCAAAUGUUGCAUAUCAUUUGUGGGUUUUGGUGUUUCCCAUUGUUUGGGUGACCUUGCAUAAGGAAGAGCAGGUGGCACUCGCUAAGCCCAUGAUAGCUCUCUUGUCACAAGAUUAUCACAAGAAGCAGCAAGCACAUCGCCCAAAUGUUGUGCAGGCGCUUUUAGAGGGGCUUCAAUUAAGUCAUCCACAACCACGGAUGCCCAGUGAACUAAUCAAAUACAUAGGAAAGACUUAUAAUGCGUGGCACAUUGCGCUAGGACUUCUUGAAAGUCAUGUAAUGUUGUUUUUGAAUGACACAAAGUGUUCAGAGUCUUUGGCUGAGCUGUAUCGUUUGCUCAAUGAGGAAGAUAUGAGGUGUGGUUUGUGGAUAAAACGGUCAAUUACUGCAGAAACUAGGUCUGGUCUUUCACUUGUUCAACAUGGUUAUUGGCAAAGGGCACAAAGCCUUUUCUACCAAGCCAUGGUGAAAGCAACCCAGGGCACUUACAAUAAUACUGUACCAAAAGCAGAGAUGUGCCUUUGGGAGGAGCAGUGGCUCCAUUGUGCUACUCAACUUAGUCAAUGGGAUGCUCUGUCUGAAUUUGGAAAACUUGUUGAGAAUUAUGAAAUACUACUUGAUAGUCUCUGGAAACAGCCGGAUUGGGUGUAUUUGAAAGAUCAAGUUAUACCGAAGGCUCAAUUAGAAGAAACUCCAAAACUUCGUAUUAUUCAGGCAUAUUUUGCGCUUCAUGAGAAGAAUACCAAUGGGGUCCCGGAGGCUGAAAACAUAGUGGGGAAAGGUGUUGAACUUGCUUUGGAACAGUGGUGGCAAUUGCCUGAAAUGUCCAUACAUGCCAGAAUACCUCUUCUGCAGCAAUUUCAGCAAUUAGUCGAAGUCCAAGAAUCUGCUAGAAUUAUUGUGGAUAUUGCAAAUGGGAGCAAACUUUCUGGUAAUUCUGUUGGUGUGCAUGGUGGCUUAUAUGCAGAUCUCAAGGAUAUUCUUGAGACUUGGAGAUUGAGAACACCGAAUGAAUGGGAUAGCAUGUCUGUUUGGUAUGAUUUGCUACAGUGGAGGAAUGAAAUGUACAAUGCAGUUAUAGAUGCAUUCAAGGAUUUUGCAAAUACAAAUUCACAGCUGCAUCAUCUGGGUUACCGAGACAAGGCAUGGAAUGUCAAUAAGCUUGCCCACAUUGCUCGUAAGCAUGGCUUAUAUGACGUUUGUGUUUCUAUUCUGGAAAAGAUGUAUGGUCACUCCACAAUGGAAGUUCAGGAGGCAUUUGUCAAAAUAAGAGAACAAGCAAAAGCAUACUUGGAGAUGAAGGGGGAGCUGACCAGUGGUCUUAAUUUGAUUAACAGUACUAAUCUGGAGUAUUUUCCUGUUAAGCACAAGGCUGAGAUUUAUCGCCUGAAGGGUGAUUUUCUGCUGAAGCUUAGUGACUGUGAAGGCGCCAACCUUGCGUAUUCGAAUGCGAUCACCCUCUUCAAGAACUUGCCUAAAGGUUGGAUCAGUUGGGGAACUUAUUGUGACAUGGCCUACAGGGAAACUCAUGAAGAGGUUUGGUUAGAAUAUGCAGUAAGCUGCUUCCUUCAGGGCAUCAAAUUUGGAAUUCCAAACUCGAGAAGCCACCUAGCCCGUGUUCUAUAUCUUCUCAGCUUCGAUACUCCCAAUGAACCUGUGGGUAGGGCAUUUGAUAAGUACUUGGACCAAAUACCUCACUGGGUUUGGCUGUCUUGGAUCCCCCAGCUACUGUUAUCCCUACAAAGGACUGAAGCUCCUCAUUGCAAACUCGUUUUGCUUAAAGUUGCAACAGUAUAUCCUCAGGCAUUGUAUUACUGGCUUCGCACGUAUCUUCUAGAACGGCGUGAUGUUGCGAAUAAGUCCGAAUUUGGUAGAAUGGCAAUGGCCCAGCAAAGGAUGCAGCAAAAUGUCUCUGGUUCUGGGACAGCUGUCCCUAUGGGCUUGACCGAUGGAAGUGCGCGGGGGACUAGUCAGGGUGGGUCCACAUUGGUCUCGGAAAAUCAGCUUCAUCACGGUACUCAAUCUGCCGGAGGUCUUGGGUCCCACGAUGGAAGUGUCUCUCAGGGGCAGGAAACUGAAAGGCCGGGUGCUGCUGAAAGUAGCAUGCCUUCUGGAAGUGACCAACAAUUGCAUCAAAGUUCAUCAAACAAUGAGGGAGGUCAGAAUGCAAUGCGCCGAAACAGUGACAUGGGAAUGGUAGUCUCAGCUGCCAGUGCUUUUGAAGCCGCAAAAGACAUAAUGGAAACUCUUAGGAGCAAACACACUAAUCUGGCUAGUGAACUUGAGAUUCUUCUCACAGAAAUUGGCUCGAGAUUUGUCACUUUGCCUGAGGAGAGAUUGCUUGCUGUAGUAAAUGCCCUGCUUCAUCGCUGUUAUAAGUACCCAACAGCAACUACAGCGGAAGUUCCCCAGUCUCUCAAGAAAGAGCUCUCGGGGGUUUGCAGAGCUUGCUUCUCGGCAGAUGCCGUGAACAAGCAUGUUGAAUUUGUUCGGGAGUACAAGCAGGAAUUUGAGCGCGACCUUGAUCCAGAAAGCAAUGCAACUUUUCCAGCUACCCUUGCAGAUCUAACUGCAAGGUUGAAGCACUGGAAGAAUAUUCUCCAGAGCAAUGUCGAGGAUCGGUUUCCAGCUGUUUUGAAGUUGGAGGAUGAGAGCAGGGUAUUACGGGACUUCCAUGUUGUUGAUGUGGAGGUUCCUGGGCAAUAUUUUACGGAUCAGGAAGUUGCACCCGAUCAUACAAUUAAGUUGGAUAGGGUAGGAGCUGAUAUCCCUAUUGUGAGAAGGCAUGGUAGCAGUUUCCGCCGUUUGACUCUGAUGGGAUCUGAUGGCUCUCAGCGUCAUUUUAUAGUACAGACAUCAUUGACUCCAAAUGCUAGAAGUGAUGAAAGAAUGUUGCAACUCUUUCGUGUAAUGAACUGGAUGUUUGACAAGCACAAGGAAUCCAGGCGUCGUCACAUUUGCAUCCACACCCCCAUUAUUAUUCCCGUAUGGUCUCAGGUCCGUAUGGUUGAAGACGAUCUCAUGUACAGCACCUUCUUGGAGGUAUACGAGAACCACUGUGCAAGAAAUGACCGAGAAGCAGACUUGCCGAUUACUUACUUCAAAGAGCAACUGAACCAGGCUAUUUGCGGCCAAAUAUCUCCCGAGGCUGUGGUGGAUCUUCGCCUGCAGGCAUACAGUGAUAUCACGAAAAACAUCGUGACAGAGAGCAUUUUCUCACAGUUCAUGUAUAAGACCUUGUUGAACGGAAACCACACGUGGGCCUUCAAGAAGCAAUUCGCCGUCCAGCUGGCGCUCUCUAGCUUCAUGUCCUUCAUGCUGCAAAUCGGGGGCAGGUCCCCCAACAAGAUCCUGUUUGCCAAGAACACAGGAAGAAUAUUCCAGACUGACUUCCAUCCCACUUACGAUUCGAAUGGGAUGAUUGAGUUUAAUGAGCCUGUGCCUUUUCGGCUGACGAGGAACCUACAGGCAUUUUUCUCUCACUUUGGUGUCGAGGGUUUGAUUGUCUCGGCAAUGUGUGCAGCUGCACAGGCUGUGGUUGCACCCAAGCAAAGUCAUCAUCUGUGGCAUCAUCUGGCCAUGUUCUUCCGUGAUGAGCUAAUAUCUUGGUCAUGGAGAAGGCCACCUGGGAUGCCUAUGGCCCCUAUAGGAGGCUCUAUUUUGAACAACGUUGACCUCAAACAGAAAGUCAACACAAAUGUCGAGCAAGUCAUUGGCCGCAUUAGUGGAAUAGCACCACAGUACAUUUCUGAAGAGGAGGAAAAUGGUGUGGACCCACCACAGUCGGUGCAGAAGGGUGUUGCUGAGCUGGUGGAAGCUGCUCUCACUCCCAGAAACUUGUGCAUGAUGGAUCCUACGUGGCACCCAUGUUGUGCUGCUGCUGCUGCUCCUACUCCUACUCCUACUCCUACUACUAGUAUUAUUAGGAAUGAAGAUGUUAAGGCCAGCGUAGAGGAAUGCCCUAAGAGCAUCUUCGGGAAACUGGUGGGAGAAAAGCGCGGACACUUGUUGGGGGUGAAGAGAGCAAUGAGGAUUAUCUGGAAACCUAAGUCACCAAUGGAGGUUCGUGAGCUUGGUUGGAAAGCAGGGCUGCACAAUAAUGAUAAAUACUUUAAUGAACUAAGAAUGUGGGUACAGGUCCAUCAUGUUCCAUUGAAUUGGCUCACUUCUGAAGUAGGGUUGAAAAUAGGGAAGGUUUUUAAGGCAGUAUCUAAUGUCUUAGUUCGCAACCUGGGAAGUGCAGUGGAUAUAUGUCAGCUACCAGAGACCAAGUCUGAAUCUGAUAAAGGUAGAUUCAGAGGGUUGAGGAUUGCAAGAGGGAGUCCCACACUCACUCAACUCAUGUUUGCAGAUGACACAUUGCUGUUUUGUAAAGCAGAUGAGGACCAGACUGUUUUGAUUGUGGAAAUUUUGAAUGCAUUCCAGGAUUUUGCAGGACAACAGGUUAACAUGAGCAAAUCCACUGUCUUCUUUACUAAAAAUGCUCUAAUGGAAGUUCAGGACAGUGUUUGUGCCAUCCUGACAGGUAUCACUAAGAACUCCUCCACUAGGUUGGCAGUUGCUAAUGCUCAUGGUGGGUUGGGCUUUCAAGAUGUUCAGCUAUUUAAUGUAGCUCUCAUUUCCAAGCAAUUGUGGAAGUUAGUGAAAGAGCCAGAGAGAUUAGUGAGCAAAGUUCUUAAAUCCAAAUAUUUUCCUAAUACUACUCUAUUUGAAGCUCAGAGGAAGCAAAAUGCUUCCUGGCUUUGGAACACCUGGCUUUCUGUGCUUGAGGUCUGUGGCAAUUGGAUGAAAAGGUGGGAUGAGGCAAAGCUGAGAGCAACAUUCCCCCAUGACUUGUGCAGUUCAAUUCUCAGUAUAGAUACCAUUGAUCCCUCUCAGGAAGAUACUUGGGAAUGGACUGUAAACAAGAAAGUGGGGUGUUACAGUUUGGUAUCAGAGCCAGUCUGCGUUUUUGUAGACUGGAUUAUAACUAUGGCUUAUCGCAACACCUGCAACGCUCGCAACAACCGACAGCCAUCCCCGCCCCCAUCUCCGCCUCCAUCUCCACCUCACCAGCAGGCCCCUUCGAACAUGGACUUUUCGAGGCUCCUAGUCCAAUUCCAGGGCAUGCAUGCACCCACCUUUUCGGGGACUGAGAACCCCACCGCGGUGCUUGAGUGGAUGAAGGAGCUGGACAAGAUCUUUGCUGUGCUCCCUCUCCAGGAUAGACAACGCGUAUCUCUCACCGCUUUCUAG